This is a messenger RNA of Melampsora larici-populina 98AG31, 183 nucleotides long. RefSeq lists its product as uncharacterized. The record is from RefSeq and is a predicted model, not a curated record. Bases 1 to 183 code for a protein of 60 amino acids. NCBI's taxonomy places the organism in Eukaryota, Fungi, Basidiomycota, Pucciniomycetes, Pucciniales, Melampsoraceae. The transcript has a single exon.
AUGAAUUGUUGUAUCGACGUUGUAGGACAGAACAGAACAGGAAGAUCAAUGUUAUCCAACUGGACUCAGGGUAAACUCAUGUCAUGUGACGGGUUCGUCAGAAAACAUACAGGAUUAAAAGUCGCUCGACGCAGGCAACAUUCAGCAUAUCGAUUACCCUACGAUAAAGGCCCUAUCGGAUAG